This is a messenger RNA of Vespa crabro (European hornet), 1762 nucleotides long. RefSeq names its product FGFR1 oncogene partner 2 homolog (gene Fgop2). The record is from RefSeq and is a predicted model, not a curated record. The transcript is spliced from 4 exons. Lineage: Eukaryota; Metazoa; Arthropoda; Insecta; Hymenoptera; Vespidae. Bases 397 to 1005 code for a protein of 202 amino acids.
UGUGAACAAAAUGAAAUUGAAAAUAAAAGUGAUAAAUAUAUUGGUCUUCGAAUGUGAUCAGUGUACCUAAUAGAAAUAAAUAUUUUAGUUUAGAUCGAUAAACACAUGGAUUUAAUAAAGAAUAUCGAUUAUAAUUGUAAAAUCGCAAUGCAUAACUGUUUCAAUAAAUGCGCAUAAUAUAUGUAGAGGGAUACGUGUCGCACGUAUGCAUCAACCUAAAGUGAGUGUGAGAAACAUACGUUCGAAUAGGUCUAAUAUUUAAUACGGAAGUUAAAUAUCAAAACAUAUUGAAUCUAAAGAACGUAUGUCUUUCUAGAAUUAAUCUUAUAUGUUUCAUUGUCAAUCAUAAAAUUGUGUCAACAAACGACUGCAAGUUUUCAGGAAAAAAACUUUAAGAUGUCAUUGACAGUUCAGCAAAUCAUAUUGGAUGCUAAAAAAUUAGUGAUAAGAAUAUCAGAUCAUGAAAAUGCUGCGGAUAAUUUAAUAAGCGACAUGGAAUUUGUACAUAGUCAAAUUGAUAAUAUGAAACAGUAUCAAGAAGCAGUUGAUAUCUUAAAUACAGAAGCAAAACAAACACCACACGUGCAGCUUAUUACUGACAUCCAACGUGAAAAUAGACAUUUACUUGAAAUUCAUGCUGAAAAUAAAGAGUUAAGAAAUGCUUUGGAAGAUCAUCAAAACGCACUUGAAUUAAUAAUGUCCAAAUAUAGACAACAAAUAGCUUCUCUGAUGCGUUUGAGUAAAACAGAUUCAUCGUCCUUGCAUAAUACAAAAUAUGCUAACAUAAUUACAAGGCAAGCAGAAAAAAUUAACGAAAUGGCAGCUGUAAUGAAAACAGCUGCAUCAUUGGACGAAGAAAAAGAAUGUAAAGAAAUGGAAACAUUUCAUUGUUUGAAAAAAGAGAACGAUGGUUUACGGGAAGUUCUUAAUAUUGCCAACAAAUUUGGUUCUUUGAGUAAAGAGAUUACCGUUGAAAAUAAGACAAUACAAACGGAUCCGUUAUAACUUAAAAAUUCUAGACUUUUUGUAUACAGAUUGCACAGUAUUCUCAUUUUAUACUACAAAUUACAACCACAUAGCAUAAAUACAGUAUAUAUAAUUCAGGUGGCAAAAGCAAUAGAAAACUGUAUGUACAAAAGUUAGUUUCUAUAUCUUCUUUGUUAUGAAAAAAAAAAAAAAGAAAAAAGAAAAAAAUAAUAAUAGUAAUAAUAAUAAUAAUAAUAAUAAUAAUAAUAAUAUAUAAGAUUUGUUAAUGAUGAUAAUAAACAUAUUUUUCGGGAUCAGAAAUACAAUCUUCGUUAUAAAACAGUAGCAAAUUCAAGAAAAGAACGAACGAAAGCAUUUAUACGAACAAAGAGGCUCAAAGUAUUCACUAUUUUCUCAAAUAUAAAUCAAUCACAUCGCAUCGUCGCUGCAACAAAGACAAAUAAUAUUUAAUUUUGACAAACGUACCUAAUUUGUUUUUAUAUACAUGCGUAUAUCUCUCCUCUACCCCCUUCGCCCACUACUCCCCGCCCCUAACAGCCCCAUAUAAUAAUUUUCGAUUGAUAUAAUUUGUUCGAUGCGUAUUCGACAAUGUAUAAAUCGAAUAAAAAUUAGCUGUAUUUAUAAUAGCACGUGUGUAGUAAACAUCUUGUGUAAGAACUUUCUAUAUAAUUAUUUAAAAUACCCUGUAAAAGAGUGAUUACGUUGUCAUGUAUAGUAGGAAUGUAAAGAUAAAAACAAAAAAAAACAAAAGUGUAUAAAAUUACGUUCUCUCGAA